This is a messenger RNA of Hevea brasiliensis (rubber tree), 1453 nucleotides long. RefSeq names its product annexin D5-like. The transcript has 6 exons. Gene Ontology annotation, molecular function: calcium ion binding; calcium-dependent phospholipid binding. The coding region runs from base 243 to 1193 and encodes 316 amino acids. NCBI's taxonomy places the organism in Eukaryota, Viridiplantae, Streptophyta, Magnoliopsida, Malpighiales, Euphorbiaceae. Gene Ontology annotation, cellular component: cytoplasm. The record is from RefSeq and is a predicted model, not a curated record.
CGGGACCAAAGAGAGAUUUUCGUCCCAGUUCCCCCCAUUAAACGGCGACGGACCGAGCCUCGACAGUUGUCGGACUUGACCGUUAGAGGGACUAAAUUGUAAUUGACUUAUCCAAUCAUGGUGGUUGGCCAACUGCUCUUAUUAAAUAAAAGCCUGAAAGUUAGAUAGACAAUGAUUAUAUGUAAACAGAUCCAAAUCUUCUAAAACUGAAAGGCAGAUUUGGAACUCCGGAAAACUUAAAAAUGGCUACUUUAAACGUUCCUCCGGCGCUUACUUCACCUAGAGAUGAUGCCAUUCAACUCUACCGAGCUUUCAAGGGAUUUGGAUGCGACACUUCUGCAGUGAUUAAUAUAUUGGCUCAUCGAGAUUCAACACAACGUAUGCUCAUUCAACAGGAGUACAAGACUAUGUACUCUGGGGACCUUCUUAAGCGUUUGUCUUCAGAGCUUAGUGGCAAAUUGGAGACAGCAGUUCUGCUUUGGAUGCAUGAUCCACCUGGGCGUGAUGCAAUAAUCGUGAAGCAGGGAUUAAGUUCGGACACAUUAAAUCUUGAAGCUGCCACUGAAGUAAUUUGUUCGCGCACCCCAUCUCAGAUACAGACAUUUAAACAACAUUACCAUGCAAAAUUUGGGGUGCACCUUGAGCAUGAUAUUGAAUCACAUGCCUCUGGGGAUCAUAAACAGCUCUUGCUUGCAUAUGUGAGUGUACCUCGCUAUGAAGGCCGGGAAUUUGAUAAUCAGAUGGCUCAGAAUGAUGCAAAGGCUCUUUAUAAAGCAGGAGAGAAGAAAUUGGGAACUGAUGAAAAGACUUUCAUCCGCAUAUUUAGUGAACGAAGUGCUGCACAUUUGGCUGCUGUAAAUUCUGCUUAUCAUAACAUGUAUGGUAACUCUCUGAAAAAGGCUGUAAAGGGUGAAACCUCGGGACAUUUCAAACAUGCUCUAUUGACAAUUUUGCAAUGCUCAGAGAAUCCUGCAAAGUACUUUGCAAAGGUGCUGCGCAAGGCAAUGAAAGGUCUAGGUACUGAUGACACCACAUUGAUAACGGUGGUUGUGACAAGAACUGAGAUUGAUAUGCAAUAUAUAAAAGCUGAAUACCUGAAGAAGUACAAAAAGACAUUGAAUGAUGCAGUUCAUUCAGAAACAUCAGGCCAUUAUCGAGCUUUCCUUCUUGCCCUUUUGGGCCCCAAUCAAUAGCUGAAACAUGAGAGUUGUGUGUCUAAAUAUUAUUAAGUUUGGGGUUAGUAGUUUUCUCAAGAUUGCUGUAGACAUUAUGGUCCUAAUGUAUUUGUAUGGUUGUGAUAUAAAUUUAUUUUUCAUUGAAGUGCAGAAGAGGACGUGGGUUUCAAUAGUAUGGAUUUUUUUGUCUAAAUCUGAUUCAUCAUUGACUCAAAACACACGAUGUAUAGUGAAUCUACCUAUUAAAUAUAUGAAUCUAUGUAUUUGUAUUUUGGGUC